Messenger RNA from Bradysia coprophila, 2223 nucleotides. It is a transcript of the gene Rab30, whose product is annotated as RAS oncogene family member Rab30. Lineage: Eukaryota; Metazoa; Arthropoda; Insecta; Diptera; Sciaridae. Gene Ontology annotation, biological process: Rab protein signal transduction. The record is from RefSeq and is a predicted model, not a curated record. Gene Ontology annotation, molecular function: GTP binding; GTPase activity.
UGGUCGAUAUAUUGCCGAAUGAAAAUGAAUUAAGUUCGAUGUGUCUCAGUUAAUUUGAAAACAAAAAUAUUGAGUGAAUGUGUGUUAUCACUGGUCUGCUGAAUGGUGCAAAAAUAACAAAUUUAAAUAAUUUUCGAUAAAGCACAGACAAAAAGGUGAAUGAAUGUGUUGAAAAAUUGAUUUUCAUUUUACGUGCUGGAAAUUGGACUGAAUUGAUUAUGUGAUAGUUUGCCUGCACACACACGCCACACUGAGUAUACUUAUUGGGAUUAAGAGAAAGAAGAAAAAUCACGGAUUUAUUUACUCACAUUAUUCGGAUCGACAACUACACAUCUUAAUGGAGGACUAUAAAUUUCUGUUCAAAGUCGUGCUGGUUGGUAAUGCUGGCGUGGGCAAAACAUGUUUGGUGAGACGAUUUACGCAAGGAUUGUUUCCACCGGGUCAAGGUGCUACGAUUGGCGUAGAUUUUAUGAUAAAAACAGUAGAAGUUGAGGGAGAGAAAAUAAAGCUACAAAUCUGGGAUACAGCCGGCCAGGAACGAUUCCGGUCAAUAACACAAAGUUACUAUCGAAGUGCACACGCUUUGAUUUUGGUCUAUGAUAUCAGUUGCCAACCGACAUUCGAUUGUUUACCAGACUGGCUCCGAGAAAUCCAAGAGUAUGCCAAUUCAAAAGUACUGAAAAUUUUAGUUGGGAAUAAAACCGAUCGUGAUGACCGAGAAAUUCCAGCCGCAAUCGGCGAAGACUUUGCCAAACAAAAUGGAAUGUACUUUUUAGAAACUUCAGCUAAAGAGGCCGACAACGUGGAGAGGCUGUUCUAUGAAAUAGCGGCCGAACUGAUUGAACAGGCACGUAGUAAAGAAAUGCCGAGAAGCGAAACCGGUGGCGGAGGAAUAUCAAAUUUAGGAAAUAAAACCAACUAUUUAGGUCAAAGUAAUUGUUGUAGUAAUUUUUCCGGAUCGGGGGGUUAGGAGAGUAGAACAAAAAUUAUAUUCCGUUUAAGUUUAGCUAAUUUUUUACUGAACCAUAUUUGUGUUACAAAAAUGCGAAUUUAGACGUUAAGACAUUAAAUUAUUGUGAUGCUACAUUUAAUGAGGAAAACAUUGUUGUUUUUGGUGAACAUUAUCUCGGUUAUCUAGCAAGAACUGCGGAGUGGAGGCAGAAAAGAUAUUAUUUCAAAGGCCGUAGAAAAUACGGUCCCUUUAACUAUUUCUGCUACAUUUGUAUCACGGCUCACAUUGGUGGGCACAUAAUCACACACAAAAAAGGUUUCACGCCUUAUUAAGUGAAAUUCAUUAGAAGUGAUUGCCUAAUUUCACACAAGGUGCACAAUUUCCAUAAUUUGUCCCGUAGUUAUGUGAUACAUACUAUGGCCUCAGCAGUCUAUACAUUCGCCGAUUAUUCAAAAACUACGUGCUUAUAUGCUGUAAAUUUAACUUGAUCACACGCUGCAUUGUAAGUAUAGCAGUUUGCUUGCAGAGCAGGCAAUAACACAUUUUAACUUCAUAAUGCUCCAGGCCGAAAAAAUAAGUCAAUUCAGUCUACUAUCCUUUCAAAGCGGUAAUUUUCAAUGGGUUGUAUCAAUGACGGAUCCAGAAUGCGGUUGAAUUGCAUUUGUGAGGUACAAUAAUCAAAAAAUUGAACCUUUUGAUCCGGGAAGUCGGGACGACUGUUCAUAGGUGGAUCCACGCCUGGUUUGUAUGUGAUCAGCGUAAGUGUUUGGGAUGCCAGUACGUCCAAGGUCUAUACUGCUAGGAAAGUAGCGUUUAUCACCAUUGUUUGAGUUACGCAGUGGCACCCUCCAUAAUUCUCAUACAAUAUUUCACCUCAAAUAUGAAAAACGACUGCCAGCCAUCGGCGCAUCUGUGUUUAUGUUUCUUUCUUUGUACACAGUGACACAGUAUACAGCCCGGAGUGGCUUCACUUUACUUUCAAUAAAAUUCAUUACAAAAAUGUUCUUUGUUCGUAGCCGUAAUUCCUGUUAUAAUAAAGGUUGUGAAUCUUUAUUGUCUCAUUCUAAUAAGUUGAUAAAGUAGAUGUUAUCCGGGUGAAAUAAUCUUAAGGAACGAAAAACUCUGAUUCAAAUAGAAAUUUUAUCACAACAACAAGAAUAAUCAAAUUUUUCGAUUGAAUUCAUAUAAACAUAAUAUCAACAUCAGAACCACAAAAUGUACCAAUUUUUUUACCUAAAAGAUAUUCAAUUUAAGCGAAAAAUAUUUCAAAA